AGUAAAUGCAGCCUAGUUUCCCCGAAGAAAAAGUAUGCGUUUCCAAUGGGAUCAUUACCAAUGCUCUGAAUUUUGAAGUCUCUUUUGUAUAGUGUAAAAAACACCGAUGGGGGAUCUAUGUGAGUGGAUAUUAAACAGGAAAAAGGACGCACAUCAUUUUGUCGUGCAGGACUACAAAGUUUCUGUGAAGCAGGGCGCAUUUUAAGCUGCUUUUCAUUGUUUUGUUUUUGGCACCAGGGUUGCUUUGACUUUUAACACCGUUGAAAACACACAAUGUCGCUGUCGGAAAAGAAGGAAAAUGCGGGUCAGUGUCCCGCUGCGCCGUCGGAGGAAAACCAAAACGGAUUUGCGCUGAACCCGAGGGCGGUUUGUAAUGUGUGUAAACAUUUGUACCGAGACCCUAAAAUCCUGCCGUGCCUGCACACUUUCUGCGCCGACUGCAUCGGCCAGCUGGAGCCGUUCUCAGUGUCCUCCGGCGGCCCCCGGGCCGGUCCGGAGAAAGAGAGCACGGAGGAGGACACCCGGGCCGCCGUUACCGUUACCGUCCUCUGUCCCGACUGUGACUCCGAGGUGGACCUCCCUCCGUCGGGCGCGGCCGGGCUGACCACCGACCACCUGGCCCUGGACGAGGUCUUCCUGGAGACCCUGGUGUCCGACGGGCCGCUGGGAUGCGACCUGUGCGGUGACGGAGCCGCGGAGAGACGCUGCGAGGUCUGCUGCGUCAACCUGUGCGCGUUCUGCUGCCAGGCGCACAGGCGACAGAAGCGAACAGCGUCCCACAGCGUGCAGUGUCUGCAGGAGCUCAAGACCCAGGGUCGCCUCUCCCGUCCCGUCCUUUGCUCCCUCCAUCCCGGCCAGGAGCUCCGCCUCUUCUGUGAGCCCUGUGACCUGCCCAUGUGCCUGGAGUGCGCCGCCACCCUGCACAGAGACCACCGCUACUGCCCUGCACGGGAUGUCAUCAAUCGCCAUGGCGACCGCAUCCGAGAGCUGGUCUCGGGGCACCUGCGGCCUCGCCUGGAGCGUCUGGAGGAGGCGCUGCAGAAGGUGGAAAUAUCCCAGGAGAGCUUGCAGACGCGAGUGGAGGCAACAAUGGACGAGGUGAGGGCGUUUGCACGAGGCUAUGCCAGCGCUGUGGAGGCACACUGCCUGUCCCUGCUGCACCGCCUGGAGGAGCUGCGAGUCCAACGCAGGAACCAGCUCCACCUGCAGAGGGCGCAGCUGCAGCAGGCCCUGUCAGACGUCCGGGGUGGGGUGGAGUUCGCUGAGAGGCUGCUGACCUGCGGCUCAAACGCAGAGAUCCUCAGCGCCAAGGGGGUGACCCUGAGACGGCUGACCAGCCUAGCGGAGAGCGGCUACGACCCCCGCCUGGCGACUGUCAGCCCCGACGACGCCUGCAGCAUCUGCUUCAUACCCGAGGAGCAAGCAGGGGAGGUGGACGGCUAUCCGGUGGUGGGCGUGAUCCACUCCAAGACACUGGACCUCAACAAGUGCACCAUUGAAGGAGAAGGUCUGCAGCGGGGCAAGGAGGGCCAGCAGGGUCACUUCACCCUGGUGUGCCGCGACUCGGCUGGGGAGCAGAUGGGACGAGGUGGAGAGCAAGUCCUUGUCAGCAUCAUCCACAAGGAGAAAAAAAACUGUGUAGUGGACACGACGGUGGCUGACAACAACGAUGGGUCCUACGGUGUUUCAUACACACCAGUAGAGCCAGGGGCCUACUCUGUCUGGGUUUGUGUCAAAACCCAACAUGUCAAGGGCUCACCGUUCAUCCUGAAUGUGAAGAGGAAGUUCAGGCGUCACCAUGGGACGUUUCACUGCUGCUCCUUCUGCUCCAGUGGAGGAGCCAAAGAGGCUCGCUGUGGCUGUGCAGGAACUAUGCCAGGAGGUUUCAAGGGCUGCGGUCACGGCCACAAGGGUCACCCUGGGAAACCGCACUGGUCUUGCUGCGGCAGCACUAUGGAGAAGUCAGAGUGUUUGCCACAGAGUGUGGUGGCUGCGGUUUCCCCUCGCAGCCACUUAAGAACUGUAGAGCUCUGAUGUUACGGGACACCGGGGCAUCCCAAGAUGAUGCAUCGCAAUUGAGUGUGACAGCAGCCUAGAGGUUAAAGAAGCAGGCCGCUGACAGGAAGGUUGUUGGUUUGAAUCUUGAGCCGACUUAAAAACUUCAAGCAGGGAAAGCGAAUAAAGAUCAAUGUCUUCCCUCAACCGCUCCUGUCAGGUGGCUGAGUGAGAUAAAGCUCCCAUCCAGCUGUAGCUGAAAGGUAAUCUUGCUUUAGCUGGCCCACUCUCCACAAGAAGAGGGGUCUUGAAGAACCUAUUUUUGAGCUUAAAUGGUGCCCCUCUCUAUAGCAGGAGGCUAACAGUUAGCAUUUGGAGCACCCAGCCAGUAUCCAGCACUCAGUAACAAUGAGAGGAAGAUAGCACCACUACUGUCCUAUGUAACAGCUAGGGGGGAAGUGAAAUAAUAUCUCAUUUGGGUAAGCUAUCCCAUCAAGGUUCUCCUCCAUUUAGGUCUAAGGCUUCGUUCAGAUCCUGUAUCAGAGCUGCCAAGUCCGAACACACGUGACAGUAAUUACCUUGCCAAAAUCAGCCUGGCAGCAGUGCAGCCAACUGGAACAGCUGAGUUCACCUGGCUGCACUUCUGACAGUAGAACAGUCGCUGCCGCUGCGCUAUCGACAGAGUUACAUCUACUGAAACCAUUCAUCUCACGUGCUGCCCCACAGCAUGAAUCCACAGGGAGAGCAUGAAGACUUCAUUAAAUCAUUAUUUGGAGAAGCAGGGUUGGAGUCAACAAACAUAUGUUAUAUUGUAUAAAUAUGUCUAUGGUUCAUUUAUUCAUAAAGAAUAGUAAUUGGGGUGGCAUAUUUGGCUAUUUCAUACUUGCAUUUUUCUGCAGUUUUAGUUGAACAUGUUCAUGAACAACUAUCUGUUACCUUUAGCUAUUGUCAAAAUGAAUCAUCUUCUCUAAAUCUUCUUACAUGUAAUGAUAUCAUGUAUAACAUUUGAUUUUGCCCCCACUUCACAGUAACAUCUGACUAGCAGGCCAAACUGUAUUACACAAGACCGUUUGGCAAGUCAUUUGUAGUCAUUUGUGUUUACCCUUCUAUUUCAUGUCAAAAUGGCUGCAAUGGAAAAGAUCUAUUAUAUAAGUCAGCAAUGGAGAAAUCUCCGAAAAUUUGUCCACUUUUUGACAUCAGUUUCACCAGCAAGUUGUAGGGGGAUUUUUGAAUAAGGGAACAUACAGAGCACAGUGGUUGAGCUGAGAGCCGGGCAAAAAAUGUUGGGGCCACUGGGAGGAUUACCCAAGUGACCGCCAUCCACAAAGCCAAAGUAGCGAAAAGGUGGCGUCUAGAAACCUGAGAGAGCUGAACAGCGUGCUCCAAUCAAAAUACACUCAACCUUGACAGCUGAAGAAGGGGAGAGCUUUCCCAGCCAUUCCACUGACAACAUGCAAGUCACAAGCCCGUUUUUUUUUUGUUUGUUUUUUUAACCUCAAGGCUGCUGUGGCUUUAAAGGUGCUUAUAUCCAAUCUUAAAUGUCUAAAGAAUCAAUAGAAUGGAAGUACUGAGACUCACCAGAGCAAUAUAGCCUUUCACUGUUGAUCUUAAUGAUUUUGUACUUCUUUGGUACUCAAAAGAUGAUGCUGAACAAUGUGAACAACACUUUCUGUUUAUCAGUAGGGGGUCACCCGAUGUCCUGCGAAGCAAAUAGCAGGAGCGCUGCAAAUGAGAUAAUCCAUCAUUGUAACAGUUCCCAUUUACAUUAUUGAUGAUUUUAUUUGCGGUGAUCAAGUAUUCCGCUUCCCUGAGUUGAUGCAUAUACAGUGCCAAGUUAAGUACAGUUCACUGAUUAUGAUUUGAUAGGCAUGUGAACCUUAUCUUGCUUAAGGUUGGGUUUUCUGUUCUGUUUUUGUGCAGAGGUAUUAUCGGUCAGAAUAUGAAGCCUCAUGCAAGCAGCUCAUCCUAAAUAUGACCUGAAUUGAGAACCGAAAAGCACUGAGCUGGAAUAUGAUACACCUGUAAACACACUUGGACACUACUUAGAAUGUGAAACAUAAUCUUAUUUUUCCAACAACCUCCAUUAUGCCUUGUGGUCUGUGCACAUAAUGAUUUUAAAUGUCAAUCAUGAAUGCCUGUCUGCGUCUUCCAAGAGAAGAAAGUCACAGAACCUGCACAAAAAAACGAUUGUUUUUUCUUCCACUUUCAUUUGCUACCCACCACACCAAGCCUUCUGGGGAAGAGGGCUUUAUUUGAGAAACACUGUGACCUAGAAGGUACAGUUACGCUCCUUUUAGAAUACUAAGUUUUUCCUCUCCAGAGGCAGUGUCACAAUACUGACUUAAAAAGCACAAACUUGAAAGUCACAUGGAGUCACUCGAUGCCUUUUGUCUUUUUUCUGUAACCUGAAUAUGCCUUAUCUCGGGUGUGACUGCAGGUAGAUCUUCUAGGGCUUAAACGACUUCACUGUACCGGGGCUGUUUUUGUAUGGUUUAACUUUAGAAAUCUAUGGUUUGCAAAGAUUAAUCUUAAAAUAGACCUAUGCAAGUGCCUAUCAGGAAUAAGCUUUCUUAUUUCGUGGUCCAAGAUUUUCAUAGUGACAUUUAACUAAUAAGCUUUCCUAUUACGGACUAUCUUGUAGCUAUUUUCAUGUUUCAGCAUAUUUCCUCCGCACAUGCACUGUGCAGUCGUCUGCGGUCUUCCUAUGAAACUUGUUCAAAUGUUUUAAUAUUACCGAGUAGAACUGUAUUUGCUUAUACUGCCACCAGUGUUGACUGAAAUAUUUGUGUCUGUAAUAUGAAAUAAAUACAUCAU
Messenger RNA from Myripristis murdjan (pinecone soldierfish), 4809 nucleotides. It is a transcript of the gene trim45, whose product is annotated as tripartite motif containing 45. Gene Ontology annotation, molecular function: protein binding; ubiquitin protein ligase activity; zinc ion binding. Gene Ontology annotation, cellular component: nucleoplasm. The record is from RefSeq and is a predicted model, not a curated record. NCBI's taxonomy places the organism in Eukaryota, Metazoa, Chordata, Actinopteri, Holocentriformes, Holocentridae. The transcript has 8 exons. The coding region runs from base 274 to 2034 and encodes 586 amino acids.